GUUACUGUGAGCUACCAGAUAGAGGAGCGUCGAAAAAGACAUCCUGCAACUGAUGUGUGGACAUAUGUCAGCGAGAUAUUGACUAACAGGCAUGGAAAAGUCCGCAGGGGUAUUCAAACCGUGUACGAAACACGCUAUGAAACCAUUGAGGAAUGUUGCCAUGGAUGGGCUCGUGUGGGGGAUACAUGCACAGCGACCUGUUCUGAGACCUGUGGUGACCAUGGCAGCUGUACUGCACCCGACACCUGCACAUGUGAUACAGGCUACACCGGCAGACUCUGCAAUGAAGAUCUGGACGAGUGUGUGGCCGAUAACGGCGGCUGUGACCAACACUGUGUCAACUCUGUGGGAUCGUACCACUGCAGCUGUGAUGACGGGUACAAUCUUCUCAACGGGAGGACUUGCAGGGAGGUUGUUUGCAGGAUGCCGGUAGACCUUGUUUUCCUGCUGGACGGAUCGGGGAGCAUCACGGCACCAAACUUCGAGAUAACCAAAAGUUUCGUCCAGAACACAACGAGCGACUUUCAAAUCGGUACCGCCCAUACGCAAGUCGGCGUAGUCCAGUACGAGGACAAUCCAUACGACGAAUUUCCCUUGAACCAAUAUGCGACUUUGGAUGAGCUUCUAACAGCCAUUCGAAAUAUAACGUAUCGAGGUGGGGGUACUCAAACUGGUAAAGCCAUUGACCACGUGGUCGACAACAGUUUGACGGAAAGUCAUGGUGCGCGCCCGGGUGUACCGAAGGUUGUGAUAGUGGUGACAGAUGGACAGUCGUGGGACAGUGUUGUGGCACCAGCUCAGAGGGCGAACCAUAGCGGGAUCAUAAUGGUAGCCAUUGGUGUCGGAUCAGGCUAUGACAUAAAUGAGUUGAUGGAAAUCGCCUCAUCGAAUGACACACUCGGAACUGUGACAGACUUUGCACUACUGGAGAGGCUGAAAGAAGACAUUCUGCCCACAGUCUGUGAACAAAUCCCCGAUGUCGAUGAGUGUAACCAGAUAGACAAGGGCGGUUGUGCUCAGAACUGCCACAACCUACAUGGCUCCUACUAUUGCACAUGUAACGACGGAUACACACUGGCUGAGGACAAGCAUUCUUGCGAUGACAUUGACGAAUGCCCGGCUCCAGGCUGCCACUUCUGCACGAACGUACCCGGAUCCUACCGAUGUACCUGCCCAGGAUAUCACAGGCUGGUCAACGAGAAGGACUGCAGAGAUGAGGACCUUUACCCAUACGGCGAGGAGGUCGGAAAGAGUCAGGUAAAAUGGGACUACAGAGCCUGCAUGAAGAGAGAACUCCCUGCCGAAGGCUUUCGGUUCUUUGGUCAGCGGCACCACAACAUACAUGUAUGCCACAACGGGAUAGUCGCAUUCACCAAGAUCCGGCCACCAGUUUGGCCGACCAAGCUCACAGACAAGCAGUGGUGGAAGACUCCCGCGAUAGCCCCGUUUCUCGCAAAGUCUCGUCCUUACGUCUCGCGAGACAUUUACGAGAGUAGACGUGGCAAGAUAUACUACGAGAUCUUCGAAAAAGGUGAUGGAAAUCCGAACACUACCACCAUCAUUGACAAAGCCCGGGACUACGGGAGGUCUGCAAGAAAAUUUAAGAACCCAGGGUAUGAACCCGUGUGGGUUCUUGUUAUCACUUGGACAAACAUCGCCCCCGACUGCACAACGUUCGCGAAGGGACAAUGUCCAGUUGACAAGAAUAAUCUGCCCUUAAACCGAUUCCAGCUCGCCCUGUCAACAGACGGACAAUACUCGUAUGCUACUUUUGUCUACCCAGCAAAGACCAUUCAAUGGGCAUCCCCAGACGAACUUCAGCCAUUUGGGAACAAGUUUCCAGCGGCCAUCGCCGUGGCAGGGUACAACGCAGGAGACGGCACCAACGCCGUUGACCUCGACGAGAGUGGAACGAUGAAGAUGAAGCGAUUGGGAGAAGCCAGAAAUGGAGGCAUCUGGACCUUCGCGCUGCAGCAUCAAACCGGUGACACGGUACCUGACCAGCACAUUGUGAAAUGCUCUCAGUGGUUCCGAGCACAGGAAAUUCCAGACCCCACUAAGUUGGUGGGAUACCCAGCCCUGCCGGGACCCUACUCCUGUCCUUGUACUGCCGAGCAAGCACACUACGACAACACAUAUAAGGACUUUCGGCCAGUUCCCUGGAAAAUGGAACGAAGAUGCGUGGACAGCAGGAGGAGAAUCCAUUCCUUCGUGGACUCCAAACGCUACAAGCUUCGCCGUACCUGCUGCUACAGCCAUUCCUAUUGGCGGAGCGAAUGGCGUAGGGGUUGGUUCCGGUGGAGGAUCAGGGGCGGAAGCCUUCUCACGGGUCAUAAGGGUGGACAUUUGUUUAUGGGAGAUGACAAGACCGUUGAUGAGGAAGCUUACCAUCAGUGCUGUGUGAAGUCUGCUGGAGCACGUAACGGCUGGUACUGCCAGAGGUUCGCUCAGCUGCGACCGUUGUCUGUGCCUACGAACUACGGCAACCCCUGCAAAAACUACCCAAUAAACAUCGGGUGGAUCCGAGCGUGGGGAGAUCCACACAUAACAACUUUGGACGGUACACAGUACACGUUUAACGGCAUGGGAGAGUAUGUUCUACUGGACAUAGACGAUGGAGAGUACCAGUUCCAAGCGAGGACCUCCCCGGUACAAGAACAUUUGGGAGCGACGGUGUUCUCGGCUCUAGUCGUCCAACAUCGGAACCACUCUGCAAUCCAACUCGAACUCGUGGGGACAUCAGACAUGCAGCUCUACAUCAACAGGUCCUGGGCCGACAUGAGUCUCUUCGAGCUGGAGGAUUAUGAGAUGGAUGUAGAUGACAACGCUGUUAUCGCGAGAACAGGAAACAACUCCUUGUUGAUCGUGUUUGUCAGUGGGAUAUCCGUCAAAGCCACGGCUGAAAAGGCAAUGUUGUUCUUUGAGUUCACCCUGCCACCAGAGUUCAUGAACAAGACCAAAGGUCUGCUAGGACGGUGGGACAGGGACAAGUCAAACGACUUCGAGGCGUUUGAUGGCACUGUUCUGCCGGCAGACGCAUCAGAACGGGAACUCUACAGCUUUGGCACAUCAUGGCAAAUCACAGAGGAAGACGGCCCAAAGACAUCCCUAUUCUAUUACAAGGCCGGAGAGGGGGUGGAGACUUUCAGGAACGACUCGUUCCAGCCGACAUUCACGGGUGAGAUCAUCUUCAGCGACCCCGACAUGAAGCAAAGGGCCAUAGCCGUCUGUGGUAACGUCACUUCCUGUCUCUAUGACGUCAGCAUGACGAAUGACAUCGAAGUAGGGGAGGUGUCAGUCAAGAUCAGUGACAGCCACCGGGAGGCGGUCGAAGGCAGAGACAAGUUCCCUCCAACUGUCGAAGGACCAGAAUCCCUCCAUGUGACCACUGGGGAACUCCUUCACGUGACCUUGACAGCAAACGACUCAAAGGGCCUCAACACAACAUUUGACCUUGAAGAGGCACCUGUAGGAGUGUCUCUCGUGCAGGGAUACGAUGAGGCUGUCCUAAAGAUAAAUGUUACGUCGACAGAACCUUUCAAUGUUAAGGUGACCGUCAGUAACUCAGACAACAGCACGGCUCUGUACUGGCCUGUAGUCUACCUGUGUUCCUGCUUCAACGGAGGGUACUGCAACGACAGCUAUGAUCCGGACUCUUCUUUCGUCGGCAGUGAGGCAAGGUUCUACCAGCAACUGUGCAUCUGCAAAGAUGGGCUUUCGGGAGACCAAUGUGAAACAGACAUCGACGCAUGCGCCGCGAACUUUGCCCCAUGUUUCCUAGGAGUCAACUGCACGGACCUGCCUCCACCGGCUGGCGUAGACGGGUACGAGUGUGGGGAAUGCCCGGACGGGUACACUGGAAAUGGCACUGUAUGCCAAGAUAUCGACGAAUGUGAGACUGACGAAGGGUCUCAGUGCCAUCACAUCUGUGUCAACUUCGUGGGAAACUUCACCUGCACAUGUAACAAUGGUUACUACCUAUCCGACGACGGCUUCUCUUGCAAAGACAUCAAUGAAUGUGAGCUGCCAAACAACUGCAGCCAACUCUGCACCAACACAAAUGGAUCUUUUGCCUGCGCCUGUCAGGAAGGGUUCGUCCUGGAACCUGACGGGGAAUAUUGUCAACCCGAAGAUCCCUGUGGAAGUGACAAAGACCCCGGAUGUAGCAAUGCCACAAGCUGGUGCACCGUGAACACCACCGGGCAUGCGCAGUGUGUCUGUCUCAGAGGGUUCGAGAUAGGCGAGGACGGUGUCACUUGUAUAGACAAAGAUGAAUGCGCAACUGGCGAAAACCACUGUGACCAAGUUUGUGAGAACACACCUGGAUCGUACGGCUGUCUUUGUGAGGACGGCUACAUUCUAACUGACGACCCAGUUCGACCUUGUCAAGAUAUCGACGAAUGCUACGAAGGCACAUACAACUGCACUGGGAACGAGAACUGUCUGAACGAGCCGGGAACGUACUCCUGCGCCUGCGCACCGGGCACAUUCCUACAAGGCGACAUCUGCGCACCAGAACUUAUUGUGGUGUCAGUGAGUACAUUGCCUUCAUCCACUGUGACCACAACCGUCAACACCGAGGACCGCAUAGAAGACAGCACUGUGGUGUUGGAAGUGGCCAUGGACGUCCCCGAGUUCCAGUUCACGGCGGAAAGCGACAAGCAACUCAUGGCGACUGUUGCAGCUGUGCUGACUUCCUUCUGCACACGUCACGCAAGGGAAUACCCAGCGUGUGCAUCCACUACAGCGAGCAGGGUGACAUUUACCGAGGCCGACGUCCACAUGCCAACGCGCUUCCCACGGGCAGCGGGCGAUAGGAUGCUUCUGGGUCUCUACGUUACCUACCCGGAUAACAUGCACGUCUUCCCCGGGCACAUCCUUCUUUCAGCCUUACAGCAGCACAAGACGGACAUCGAGGAAACCCUUGGAUACAACCAGGUGCUCACCAUGGCUCUGCUCAACACGUACGUCAUGAACGAAGGCUACACUCUGCCGCCGUCGGAAGGAGGUAGCUCUGCUCGUGCGCCGAAUGGAGAGGAGUCAGGGGAGUCAUUCUACCCCGGGAUGGGAGCGGUGCUCGGAGGGGGUGCCGUCUGUCUCGUCGGCGUGUUGGUCCUGGUCGCGCUCCUGUACAGGUGCAAGAGGAUCCAGUCAAAGGUAUCAGACUUGCCCAGGGGUGAACAAUUUCAGGAGCCCCGCGAAAAGGACAUCCAAGCCGUAGACAGUCCUACGAGUUGGUAGAAAGGAGAAGGAUGUACAUGCUGUUAACCACUGUAGCCAUCGUAAAAGGAAUAUGUGGAUAUUGUUAAAAUUGAGUUUUUUUAAAUUAUAAUAUGUUUUGUUGGCAUUUGAACACAACUGCUUUAAGAGGUUUUCGCUAAGCUACUAUACAUAUUUCAGGUUGACAUGUUGAAUUUGAGCGCUCUUAUUGAUAAUCCAUUGGCAUCCAUUGUUAGCUGUGAUCUGCCUUUUAGUGCACCUCAAAGUGCAAUUCAAAGAUUUGAAUAUAAUUAGCAUGAUGGUAAUUCAAACAAUUAAACCGCUUGUUAUGACUGCCUUUCUUUUAUGCAUGUAUACCCAAUGUUAACAUAAUGGUGGUGUGUAUAUGGUUUGAUUUGUACUUAGUCGUUUUGAAGUAACCAAGAAAUGUGUAGCUCUUAUAAAAAGUCACAGAAUAAAAAGGGUGUUCCAUUAUGAAUAUCAGUGAACGAAUAUUAAACGAAUAACUCACACAUUUAAGGAGACAAUGUCUAGACUGUGUACGCAGCAUCCGCCCCUACUUGGUCAGUUAAAAACAAUGCAUACAUUCUGUAGUUUAUUACAUGUUAGAAAUAAACGAGCUCCAUGUCUCUG
Branchiostoma floridae (Florida lancelet) is the source of this 5853-nucleotide messenger RNA. RefSeq names its product mucin-like protein. Gene Ontology annotation, molecular function: calcium ion binding. Gene Ontology annotation, biological process: cell-matrix adhesion. The record is from RefSeq and is a predicted model, not a curated record. NCBI's taxonomy places the organism in Eukaryota, Metazoa, Chordata, Leptocardii, Amphioxiformes, Branchiostomatidae. The transcript is spliced from 31 exons. Bases 424 to 5241 code for a protein of 1605 amino acids.